UCGUAGAAAAAUGAUCACUGUUCAGUCAGUUCAGACAGUUCAGUGAUUUUAGUCUAAUGUUUAAAAUUAAUUAGUCGUUUUCAGAACAUAUAUUGGAUUUGACAAUGAGCCGAAGCAAUGAUGAAGCCAGAACUUUAGUUCUGGGAAAAAUUUCAUUUUGUUGACGCAAAUUUUUGGUCUUUACAAAUUAACAAUUACGUCUGUGACUCUGUGUUUACUGUUUAAGUUGAGUUUUUAACCACUCCAAUUACUUCUUUUUGUCUUUAUAAGGGUAACUAGCAAAAAAAGACAGGACUUCGAAAGCUGCAAAUUACUCCGCCUACAAAUUGAAAUUUAGAUAGCUAGAAUGGAUGGGAGCAGUGAAGGUGAUGGAACAAGCAGCAUCACUUCCAAAGCAACCUCUCAUGAUCCAGAUGCCUUCAAGCCAUGGGUCAAGGAGAAGGUACUUGGCACUGGUGGCUUUGGCACUGUCACUCUCUGGAAGAAUGAAAAUUCUGGUGAAACAGUUGCUCUGAAGAAGUGUCGCUGGGGCAACACUGGCAGUCCUGCAUCCCCCGAGACACUUCUGAGCCCUGAACACAAGGAACGAUGGCAGAAGGAGGUGCAGAUCAUGCUCAGGCUUGAGCAUCCAUGUGUUGUGUCCUGUUUCCCUGUGCCAAGUGAGCUGGAGGGUGGACCUGGUGACCUGCCCAUAUUGUGUAUGGAGUACUGCAGUGGUGGAGACCUCAGGAAGCUGUUGAACCGACCAGAGAACUGCUGUGGUUUGCGUGAAGUCGUUGUUAGGAGUUGUCUCAAGGACCUGACUGAAGCAGUGGCAUAUCUGCAUUCCCAGCGCAUCAUACACAGAGAUCUUAAGCCUGAAAACAUCGUUCUUCAGGAGAAUGAAGGACAGACACGCUACAAGCUUAUUGAUCUCGGUUACGCCAAGGAACUGGAGUACACAAGCGUGUGUACGUCCUUUGUGGGAACCCUGCAGUACCUUGCUCCUGAGCUUUUCCUCAGCAAGAGGUACUCGUGCACCGUGGACUACUGGUCGCUGGGGCUGGUGGUGCAUGAGAUCGUCACAGGCGUGCGGCCCUUCCUGCCCAACAUGUCGCCUGUCGAGUGGAUGAAGAGAGUUCGUAGCAAGAAGUCAUGCCACAUCUGCGUGUACGAAGGCAGGAGCGGCGACAUCCACUUCUCAGAGCGCAUGUUCGACGAGAACCACAUCUCCAAGCCGCUCAAGAGCGGCUUGGAGGCUUGGCUGCAGCUCAUGCUGGAGUGGGAGCCGGCGAGGCGUGGUCAGGUGGAGGGCGCCAAGCCUGAUGACAAGAAGCAAGUGGUUGCCUUCACUCGUAUGGCAGCGCUGCUCAACAAGAAGAUCAUCGGCGUGUUGGUGGUGUGUGGCGUUACUAACGAGGAGGAUGACUGGCUGCUGUACGUGUUCAGCACUUGUGCCCUCACCCCCCAAGUUGCUCCCCACUUCCCAACCCUCGUGGAGGAGAUGCUGAGGUCUCCACGUGCUCUGGUGGAGCACGCGCUGCAGCGCCGCAUGUGGUGCCACUCGCUCUACUUCCUCUACAGGGAGAACAAGCUCCUCUCCGCUCUUAUAUCUGCUCAAAAAAUCGCAAUGCUGCACCUGCUGUCCCGGCACGCGGAGGUGACGCGAUGCGGGCAGCGCGUCUUGAACGACAUCGCCAAGCUGCAGGCGCGCCAUCAUCUCUUCAUGGAGGCUCUUAAUACCGACCUUGAUCACUACACCAGCCAGUCCCCUCAGGCCCGCGUCAGUGAGUGCACCAACCAGUUCCCCCAGGCCCGCGUCAGUGAGUACACCAGCCAGUCCCCUCAGGCCCGAGUCAGUGAGUACACCAGCCAGUCCCCCCAGGCCCGCGUCAGUGAGUGCACCAACCAGUUCCCCCAGCCCCGCGUCAGUGAGUACACCAGCCAGUCCCCUCAGGCCCGAGUCAGUGAGUACACCAGCCAGUCCCCCCAGGCCCGCGUCAGUGAGUACACCAGCCAGUCCCCCCAGGCCCGAGUCAGUGAGUACACCAGCCAGUCCCCCCAGGCCCGCGUCACGUCGGAGAAGGCGUAUGGGGCGUGGCGAGGCGGAGGCGAGGCGACGCUCUCUGCCGUACACGCGGCCGUGGACAAGACGCAGCGACUGGACGCCGCCCUCACAGCCCUCAACACCAAGGUUAUGGAGCUCAAUGGCUCCCCCUUCUCUUGCGCCAAGACUCCUACGGAUACGCUGGAUACCAUCGUGAGCAGCUGUGAGGAGCUGUACGUGUCACUGAGACGUCGCUCCCGCGACGAGCGCUCCCGCCCUCACGACAGCACCGCCAUGUGCAAGCUCCUCCUGCAGGCGCUCAGGAAGCGUGACAGACUUUAUCAGGACCUCUACACGCACAUAGAGAAGCAGUGGAGUUGUCUGAGCGAGGUGACCGCGCUGGCUGUGCCGCUAGAGGAGCUCUUGGCUGACAUCGCUCGAGCGGCCCAAACCAUCAGCAGCCUGCAGCAGCACCGACAGGACGAUAUCUGGAAAAUCAUGGCCAUUGUGGCGUCACACAGUCGAGGAAAUGUAGCUGGUGCCCCUGGUGGGGACCUGCCCAGGGCGCCAGCGCCCCCGCAGCCUCUGACUAACCUGGCUCUCCUGCUGGAGCAAAGCAGCGAGCAAACCGACAACAUCAUCGCCGAGAACCGCGCCCUGCGAUGCCAGAUGGUCGAGUUACUGUCGAGCAAUAUAUCGUCGACCCUGGUGGUGGUGGAUCCCAAGGCAGCAGCUGAGCAUCCUGCAUCUGAUCGGCACCUGACGACCGACGGCAACUCUGUCCUCACCAAACAACAACAACGAAGUGCUACUCAAAGUAAACAAAAUCCUCCUCCGCAGCCCGCAGCAGCUGCUGCUCCUGUCACCAAAACGGCUAUGCUGGAGGCUCGGCGCAGUUUUCCUGUUGAGACCGCCCUGUGACCGCAAUUUGUUCAUUUUAGUCAUGUGAAUCUCGUUGCAUUAACUCAGAGUGUUAUAACCUGACAAUGUUUUAUGUUCUGUUGAAUUUGUGUGUGCUAGUAAGUUGUUUUGUUUUUAUUUGCUGACUUAUGAGGUGCUAGAGCGAAGUACUGCUUUUAAAUACUUCAGCUGUCGGUCAAUAAAUUUUGUCGUAACUUGAGACUAUUUUAGCUACAUUGCGAAUGUUAAUGAUCUCUUUCAUCAUAUUACUUAAUUGUUAACAUUCAAACCUAAAAGAAUUAACCGUUUGGUUUGCAUGUUUAAACCACGCAAGUGAAAAUUGUAAUGGGCCAUUUAAUUGAAAAUUUUUAUAUUAUCAAAGAGUUUAUCAAAGAAGCUCACUCACUCUGACAGACUAGAGCAGGUGCUUCCUGUUGGUAUGAGUAAGGUAUACGUUACUUAGCAAUUAAAGACGUGGUAGAAUGCGACUACUCUGAUAUUAUUAUCGUUAUUAGAGCUAAAAGUUACUGUUCGAUAUUUGUUAUUGAAUCUUAAACUCGUCUAUUUUUACGGGUGGAAAUAGAGUAUAGUUAUUUGUCACGACUGUCCUGUGAUGACCAAGAAAUAAACAUCGUGCAAAUAAUGAGUAAGCGCAUGGUCUGAUGAGACAAUAAAGGUUGGCUUCUUUGAUACCAUUUUAGGAUUAAUUAUUCAUUUUCUUUUCUCUUGGUCGUUUGGGAUACUAACCUAUGCGUUCACCUUCGCUCAGAAGUGACGAUCAUCACCUUUUUCAAUUGGCCAAACUGGUAUGCAAGUGCAGCUUUAGUCAUUUUAUGGCGGAUGAGUAGGGAGUUCAGUGCACUACCUGCAAAGAAAGAGGGCCACAUAUCUCUUGUUUCUUAUUGACCGUUCACGGUCCGAUUACUUGCUUCCAAUUGUACCUGCCUGUUAAUGUAUUGAGCUGCGUCAUUUUGGGUUGAUAUCAAUAAAAAUAAUACUGAUUAUUAAUAUUUGGGGCUGUGUUGUGCUGACGCCUGAUCUAGCUUUACUCUGGCACGAUAUCCGACUCGAAAAGCUAAGCAGUUCGUCUGAACUUGUUUUGUCUGUAGUUACCGCUGGGUGUUUCAUGCUAACAAACUUACUAACAAUUAUGAGUAAGCUACUUAAAGAUCGUGUGUUCUAACUCUUCACAUAAACGCUCGCUUUUUGGUAGCAAACAGGUUGUUCCAUUUGGUCUAACAUUCUAACAAAUUGUCAGAAUAUUAUAUCAGUGCAACUUUGUAUUGUUCAUUACCAACGAGAUAUUUAUUGCAUAUAUAAUUCACUUUUUUUUUGACCAGAUAGACUGACAAUCAUUUAGUCGGCAAUAUAGAUAAAAAAUCUUCCUGUAGCGACGUUCUUUUUGUCCGACGAUCUUGGUCAUUCUUUUUACGUGUUGCAAAGAAGGGAUAUGCCGUCGACGUCUUGUUUUCAAAACUGGUUCGUUUUAAAUUAAUAUUCACACAGAUAAAACUUCAGUAAUUAUUGCCAAUUUUCCUACGUUAAACCACCCCAAUUUGCGUAUUUCAUUCUUUAUUACAAGCAUAACUUUUUCUUUUAGCCAGGGGGGUUGAAUGCUCCUUGCCGGUAACUUAAUUAGUUUUCGUUAUAGGAAAUCCCGUUUUCAUUAACUUUCGUUGUGAACUGAAAGUAUGUUCGUAGUUUUAAAUAUAAUAGCUAGCAGUCACAUAAGUGCCUUGAGAAUUUUUUUUAUUCGGUCAACUGAGAUUCGGUAACUUCCGAACUAAAACAUUACCAAUGCUAUUUGUAGCAGGCCUGAUAACGCGGGUUGACGUCAGCAGACUGUGGGAGUUUAAGGCAGUGGACAGAGUGUUAAGCGCCCAAUCUCGGGAAGUAAUGUGUGUUCCCAACUCGAAUGCCAAAAGCAUAUAGAUAUUAGCAUAAGAUUUUACGUGCCAAAAACGCAUUUAUAAGUUCCAACUAUCGUAAGCUUCAAAAGUGCAGUUUGGUAAGAUAAUGGAACACCUCGAAGCUUGCUUCAUGUACAGCGGUGAAGAUCUCUUGCACUCGCAAUGAAGCGUUGUACGAAACGCCCAUCUAGUCAAUAAAUCCAUCGAUUAUU
Hyalella azteca is the source of this 5048-nucleotide messenger RNA. RefSeq names its product inhibitor of nuclear factor kappa-B kinase subunit beta (gene IKKbeta). The record is from RefSeq and is a predicted model, not a curated record. Gene Ontology annotation, cellular component: IkappaB kinase complex; cytoplasm. The transcript has 17 exons. NCBI's taxonomy places the organism in Eukaryota, Metazoa, Arthropoda, Malacostraca, Amphipoda, Hyalellidae. Gene Ontology annotation, biological process: positive regulation of transcription by RNA polymerase II; peptidyl-serine phosphorylation; tumor necrosis factor-mediated signaling pathway. Bases 347 to 2947 code for a protein of 866 amino acids. Gene Ontology annotation, molecular function: IkappaB kinase activity; ATP binding.